UCGGGCCCGGUUCCCGAUCCCACCCUUAACCCCGAGGGGGGGGCGGUGCAGCCCCAGGUCCGCCCCGUCCUUCUCCUCGCAGCCGCCGGGAUCCGCGGUGCAGCCGCAGGCGGUGGGAGCGCAACGCGGGGGAUGAGCGGAGCGCUGCGGGGUGAACGGCGGCACGGAUCGGCCCGGCCCGGUGAGCGGGGACAACCGGCACCGAACCGGGGGAGGGGGACUCUCCCAUUGAGCACAGGAACUAAAAGGUGAUGGCAAACCUAUCAACCCCUCCAGCCUGGACCAGAGUCAUCAACAGCUCCUUUGUCACAGGCAAUGCUGACAACAACACCUACAGGUGUGUGUUUGAUGAGGACUUCAAGUACGUCCUGCUGCCCGUCUCCUAUGGCAUCGUAUGUGUGGUGGGACUCUUCCUCAACCUACUGGCCCUCUACGGCUUCAUCUUUAGGAUCAAGACCUGGAAUGCCUCCACCACGUACAUGUUCAACCUGGCCAUAUCGGACACGCUCUACGUGGUCUCCCUCCCCCUCCUGGUGUAUUACUACGCCAUGGGGGACAACUGGCCCUUUGGAGUGGGUUUGUGCAAGAUAGUUCGCUUCUUGUUUUACACCAACCUCUACUGCAGCAUCCUCUUCCUCCUCUGCAUCAGCAUCCAUCGCUUCCUGGGCAUCUGCUACCCGCUGAAGUCCCUGCAGUGGGGACACGUCCGCUACGCCCGCAGGGUGUCAGUCAUCGUCUGGGUGGUGACCGUGGUUUGCCAAUUGCCCGUUCUCUUCUUUGUCACCACCAGCAUGAGACGCGGCACCAUCACCUGCCACGACACCUCCAGCAAAGACCUCUUUGGCCAGUUUGUCAUUUACAGUUCGGUGAUGAUGGUGCUUCUCUUCUGCAUCCCCUUCCUCAUCAUCAUCGUCUGCUACUGCCUCAUGGCCCGCAGGCUGUUACAGCCUACACGGGGCAUGUCCCGGCUCUCCCGAUCCAAGAAGAAGUCAGUCAAGAUGAUAAUCAUUGUCCUGGUGGUCUUCAGCGUUUGCUUCCUUCCUUUCCAUGUCACUCGUUCCUUGUACUACUCCUUCCGGAGCUGGGAUUUGAGCUGUCAGACCCUCAAUGCUAUAAAUUUAGCCUAUAAGGUGACCCGGCCCUUAGCCAGCACCAACAGCUGUUUGGAUCCCGUACUGUAUUUCUUAGCAGGACAAAGAUUUAUGAAGCUCACAGGCAAUAAAAUCCCAUGGAAGCCUCAAAAUGAGAUGGCAAUGGGGACUGUGCCCAACGGUCCCCUGGGAACCAGCGAUGACACAGACACAACAUCCAAGGACAUGAAAUCCUAGCUCUGCCCCACACCCUGUGGCAGCGGAAGGGUUCAUCCCACAUGUGAGUGAUGGGAGGUGAGGAUGCUUCAGGGCCAGAGGCCUUUGGUGUUUGCAGUGCCUUGGCUCCCAUGAGUAUUGCUGUUUGGAGCAUGUGUUUUCAGGGAGGUGAUGCCGUGGUGAUAGGGACAGACAUCGUCCCUUUGCCUCUUUCCCCGCCUGUUCAUCAACAUAUGGCCCCUCCCCAGUGGUCAGCCUGGGUGACCUUGCAGCGUGGUUGCAAAAUCAGCUAAAAUUCACGCCCUGGAUGCCUUGGACUGUUUUCUAAAGAAGAAAACGCUACGUGCAAAAAGUUCCACGGAGAAAUCAGGCUGCUCUCCUCCAGGUUCCCUGGCACGUAAGGAGCGUGAGUUUAUCAGAAGUCUUUCCAUGCCUUGGCAAGGGAAAAAAACGACUCUUGAUUCAUGGGGAGUGUCAGCUGUGCUUGUGAUAAACAGGUUGAUAAAAGGUCAAGUGCAAACACUGCCUGCGGCGGGGAUGGGACGCCCGCUGCUUUGCAUCCCUGGAAUCAUGAAGGUUGGAAGAGCCCUCCGAGAUCCUCCAGUCCUACCCCAGCCCACCCCACCGCAUCCCUCAGUGCCCCAUGGGCCCCAUUCCCGGGCACCUCCAGGGAUGGUGAUUUACCACCUCUCUGUGCAGCCUGUGUCAAUCCAUUGCAACGCUUCCAAAGAUUUUUUUGCCCUGUUUUCCAACCUGAACCCCUUCCCUGGAGCAGCUUGAGGCCAUCACCUCUCACCCUAUUGGGAGAAGAGAUUGACCCCCUCCUCACCACCACCUCCAUUCAGCUAAUGCUCUCCCAGCUCUGGCCCCUUUCUGAAGGAUUCCCAUUAAAAGGGGCACAGGUUGGGGGCACUUCCCAUCCCACUGGGGUGUGCUGAUACUUGUAAGCUGGUCCCCAGUUUCUCCAGUGAGGUCAACAUCAUAGAGAGCCAUUGGUGUUUCCCCACAGCAACGUUCAUGUCUGAAAAGCUGUAGGAGCCUUUAAUAGUCACCUUCAGCUCAGUGAAAGCGAGGCUGAGCUCUUUGUGCCUUGUUUUUAAUCAUCUUGGCCCAGCCCUGCCAUAAGGAUGCUGAUUCCUCACCCUUAAAAAUGAAAAUUGCUCCUUCUGCUGAACUGGUUGAGUCCUAUUUCAUAAAAAUGGCCCAGGCUCUAUUUUAGGGUUAGACAAACACUUUUGGUCCCAGUUUAGACUGAGUCCUCAGACCUCUUAGUUUCUCCCAUCCCUCCAGCCUAUGAAGUGGCUUGAAGGGGGGUAAAGACAUGGAGAUAAAGAAAUAACUGGGACAUUCCCGUGGUCUCAGCUUGGUGGAAUUGUGGUCCCAUGGAGGGUUCUUGUCCUGACCCACAAUAUCACGGCCACAGAAGACAAAGGAGAGGACUGUCUCCAUGCUGAGCACCAUCAGCAAAGGAAAACAGAGCAUUUGUAGGGUGAGUCAUCUCAUCCUGCAGAGGAUUGUUAGGGGGGGUUGGGUUAAGGUAGGCGUUGCACCUUUUUCUCCCCGUGAAGCUUCAUGGGAAGGCUUACAGGCAGUCACCGAGGUGAGACAAAUAACAGAGUAAGCAUAGAACCAUAGAAUGGCCUGGGUUGCAAAGGCCCACAGUGCUCAUCCAGUUCCAACCUCUUGCUAUGUGCAGGGUCACCAACCAGCAGCCCAGGCUGCCCAGAGCCACAUCCAUGUAUCCAAGCAAAGUGGAUAUGAACUUUCCUCCAGGCCAGGUCCUUCCUGCUCACCCAAUAACUCAAUAAACCAUGCUCCCAUCUCCCUCCUUUGCCCCAGUCUGCACUCCCACCCUCACCACCACCACCUCUAUUGGAGUCCCAAUGGUUCUCCUCCAACGCGGUUCAGGUGGAGAGCUGAUGGAGAGGGCCCAGCUGGAACUGUGCAUACAGGUUUUGUGUUUGUUUGUCAAAGCACUAACUUAUACACACACACACACACACAAAGAAGUGGGUUUUGUGAUAAUAGCUGUACGUUUUUAUUUUUGUAACAUGCAGACAUUUCUUAGAGUGAAUAAAUUUAUUUCUAUUGCAAGCGUU
This is a messenger RNA of Coturnix japonica (Japanese quail), 3406 nucleotides long. It is a transcript of the gene P2RY2, whose product is annotated as purinergic receptor P2Y2. NCBI's taxonomy places the organism in Eukaryota, Metazoa, Chordata, Aves, Galliformes, Phasianidae. Gene Ontology annotation, biological process: blood vessel diameter maintenance; phospholipase C-activating G protein-coupled receptor signaling pathway; positive regulation of mucus secretion. Gene Ontology annotation, cellular component: plasma membrane. The record is from RefSeq and is a predicted model, not a curated record. Gene Ontology annotation, molecular function: G protein-coupled UTP receptor activity; G protein-coupled purinergic nucleotide receptor activity; A1 adenosine receptor binding.